GCAUAUUUCAAUUAUAUUCCUGCAGUCUUCGUAGGUCGUCGCCCAGCAGAAUGCGAAUCAAUAGAAAAAGAGGAACAGUUUGAUACAAGGGCUACGAAAGAUCCAGAGGGAUUUGGAUUUUCUAGGACAUCAAACCAUAUUAAAACUGAACCGCAUCAAUCAAUGGAACUAUGAAUAUUGAAUAACCUUUAUUACUGGUAUAUUCUAUACUAAUAUCUUUACAAAACGAGUCAGCUGUCUACGGCCACACCUAGGCGAAAACACCAGUUCCCGUCCGAUCACUGCAGUUAAGCGUCUGAGGGUCUCGUUAGUACUAUGGUUGGAGACAACAUGGGAAUCCGGGAUGCUGUAGGCUUUUUACCGCUUCAUUUUUAUUUUGUUUUAAAUUUUAUGUUUAAUUUUAUUUUUAUUUUGUAUGGACGGCACAAGUUUUUUGUUUUGAUCGGAAUGGUCCUUUGACUUAACUGGUACUGACAGAAGCAACAAGCCGCAUAUUACAAUGGUCAUCUUUGAUUCAGAAUCGAGUCGUUUUUUCAUCACAAUAAAGUACACAAACAAAUGACCAACCAAGAAGAAACUAUGCAGGCGCACUUGACCAUACUAGCAAGUGAUGAUAAUGAUGGCCUUACUUAUGAUAUCGACAAGAUGAAGCGCAACAGAAAAAAGCGGUCACCAUCCAAGACAUAGUUUGGCCCUAUGCUCAAUAAAAAGUAAAUAAAACAUAAACACAUGCAUGCUGGAAAGUUCAUCGAUCGUCCGGACAUCCUCCUGUACAACUAUUUUACAUAUAAAUCAGGUUGUUACUUUCCGACAGCAUUCUAAAUCCUCAAGCUGUAGCAAUUAUAACUGCUACUACAGUUGUUUCUGAAAGACUAGUCCGGUUUGGCUAAUAAAUAGGUACAAAACACACAGCCCUGACUGUUCUUUGUAACGCUGGUUCUAUGUUUACAUUUUGUAAUAAACGAUGCUUUAGUAUUAUAAUAUUCCAAUUAUGACAAUGAGGACGAAUGUCAAAUAAUCGUAACGAGGAUGUGACCAGUCGGUGACAUAAUGUCGCAGCUUUUAUGAAACGAGACAUGCGAAAAGCCACUACCAAGAUUUUAUGAAACUCGUAUCUUUGGUUUUAAAGAGAGUUGUUCCGUAAGAGUUGUUUGCUUUUUGAAGCAAGAACCAAUUCCUAUUUUUGAAGACUCUGCACCAAUUGGAACCAACUCUUAAGAACUUUUCUUGGUGAUUCUAGUCGAUUUCUUUUUCAACUCUAAAUAUUGCCGUUCUUUUUUGGUUUUUGGCUUGUCAUUGCAAAAAUGAAGAAUAAAUACACUCCUGUUUCAGACUCUGAAGAGUCCUUAAAAACACUCACUGAUGAAAAGGCAGACACCCAUUCUGCAGAUGGUACGCCUCCUCCGUAUUCAGCUUCAAACAAAUUUAUCGAUUUAGAAAUGGCUGACGGAUCUGCUCAAAAUUCCGCCCAAGAAUCUGCUAAUAAUACUAUGUCAGGCCCUUCUGAAAAGAACAAGUUUCAAUGUCAUUUUUGGAGAGGAAUAGCGACUACUCAACUUCUUUUAUAUCAUUUUGUUUUUUUAAUCAUAGUCUUCGGUUACAAGGUUCCUCUGAAUACAGGUGCUAUAUAUGGGCUUGCUGGCGGUUCUAUAGGAUCCAUUAUUAUUUUCGUAAUUGUGACCCUUAUAACCUAUCCUGGAUGGUUCACACAAGCUGGAAUAGCAAUCAAAAACGUAUUGUCAGCUAUGUGUAUCUCAGCAUUAUAUGUAUGUUUUCUCAAUGUCCCCGGUUUCGCCAUGUAUUAUACUGCAAAGAAGAUAAUGCAAUUUGAAAAGAUAAAUAAUCGUUUUUUCUACGUUGUUUGUUUUGUUGAUUUUGUCUUGUUUCUUUUUAUUUCGAUGAAUCCAAUUGCCCGUGAACGACUUAGAUUAUUAGUAAUUAAUAUAGGAAACGACAUAGGAAACGGCGCAAAUGCCAUAGGAAACGGCAUAGGAAACGGCAUAAGAAAUGUUAUGAAUCUUGCUUUUGGAACAAAUCAAGGAGAUGAAGUACCUCAAAACGAAGAAAUCGAACUUCAACCUCUUGCUGAGCAAAGUGGUGAAGUUUGAAUUUUAACGAACCUGGUUUAUGUUUUUAUAAUUCGCAUUUUCUUUGGAAGGAUUCAUGUCAAUAUUGCAGUCCAUCGACUUUGCAUUCGCAUCAACAACCAAAGUAAGCACUGUCUUAAUAAGACGGUUUAAGUUGCUUUUCUCAUUCACUCUUUCAUGAAUCUUUUUAUUCGUCACGCAAUAUCGUUGUUUAUGCUUUGUGAAUAGAAUCGAACACCCUUUUAAUGAUUAU
Schizosaccharomyces octosporus yFS286 is the source of this 2340-nucleotide messenger RNA. RefSeq lists its product as uncharacterized. The transcript is spliced from 5 exons. Lineage: Eukaryota; Fungi; Ascomycota; Schizosaccharomycetes; Schizosaccharomycetales; Schizosaccharomycetaceae. The coding region runs from base 1305 to 2108 and encodes 267 amino acids. The record is from RefSeq and is a predicted model, not a curated record.